AUGGCACGGUGGGCCAUGCACCUCAGUCAGUUUGACAUAGAUUUCAAACCAAGGCCCGCCAUCAAAGGCCAAGCUCUUGCAGACUUUAUAGUGGAGUGCACAGCUCGGGAAGUGACGGACCAAGUAGAAACUGAAGAUGGAGGGUGGUGGACCUUGUCCACAAACGGUUCUUCCAACAGCAAAGGUUGCGGCGGUGGCGUAGUGCUCGUCACUCCGGAGGGAUUCCGCGCCUACUAUGCCAUCCGAUUCCACUUCAAGUUAUCUAACAAUGAGGCGGAGUAUGAGGCCCUCCUCAUGGGCUGCGUCAGCCAGGUGUCUGGGGAGUACGAAGCGAGCGAAGGAAGCAUGCAGAAAUACAGAGACGCGGUGCUGAAAACCUUGUGCGAGUUUGAGGGGUAUGAAAUACAUCAGGUACCAAGGGAACAGAACGCCGACGCCGACAUGCUCUCAAAACUAAGUACCGGAGUCCCCAGCCACAUUAGGAAGAUCGCUCGGCUAGAAGACCUCGAGACUUCAAGUAUCGACGUUUCGUGGGUCUUCCCUGUGCAGACUAGGGAGCCAUGUUGGAUUGAUCAUAUCAAGCGAUACAAGGCAGAUGACACCUUACCACAAGACGAGGCAGACGCAAAGGAAACAAAGUUACGGGCAGCUAGCUACGUUGUCUCGGGCGAUAAGCUAUACAAACGCUCCUACAACGGCACGUUACUGAGGUGUCUAUAUCCAGAUGAAGCCAAGUUGGUGAUGAAAGACGUCCACGAGGGGGCACUACCAGGUCGACCUGCGACGAAUUACACCCCGGUAAGCACCGCGAUUCCUUUUUCAAGAUGGGGAAUUGACCUGGUAGGGGCCCUUCCCACGGGGACUGGAAGCAGGAAAUACAUCAUUGUGGCCAUCGACUAUUUCACGAAGUGGGUGGAGGCCGAGCCCCUGGCAAGCAUCACCGCAGCAAGGUGCAAAAGGUUCGUCGAGAAAAAUAUCCUUUAUCGUUUCGGUAUCCCUCUCCAGGUAAUCACAGACAAUGGUCGUCAGUUCGAGGCUCGAGAAUUUUCAGAAUUCUUAGCAGGAUGGGGCGUUAAGCACAGCCGGGUGGCGGUAUCUUAUCCUCAGGCAAACGGGCAAGUGGAGAAUGCGAAUAGGACCAUCCUCGACGGCCUCAAGAAAAAGCUAGAAGUAGCCGACGGAGCCUGGGUGGAGGAACUCGACGGGAUCCUCUGGGCCUACCGCACGACACCAAGAAGGGCCACCGGAGAGACACUGUUUGCACUUGCCUAUGGAUUCGAAGCUCAGGCCCAGGUGGAAGUAAUCAUACCUAGUAGAAGGGUGGAGGAGUUCGAGUCAGAACAAAAUGAACUCCACCAAAGGGUGGAUCUGAACUUCUUGGACGAAGAGAGAGAAGCGGCAUUCUGCAAGAUGGAGAACUACAGUUGUCAGCUAAAGUCCUACCACGACGCAAAAGUCCGACCCCGAUAUUUCCAAGUCGGCGACCUUGUGUUGCGAAGAAGGGAAGCCAGCCAACCCCUUGAAGGGGGAAAAUUCGCAAAGAAAUGGGAGGGGCCUUACGCCGUGGAAGAAGUCGUUCGCCCAGGAACAUACAAGUUAAAAACGACAGGGGGAAGGAUGAUCGAUCGGGUAUGGAACUCGGAACAUUUGAUCAAGUAUUUUCCAUAA
Molecule: messenger RNA, 1668 nt
Organism: Ipomoea nil (Japanese morning glory)
Lineage: Eukaryota; Viridiplantae; Streptophyta; Magnoliopsida; Solanales; Convolvulaceae
Exons: 3
Coding region: 1-1668 (555 amino acids)
Biological process (GO): DNA integration
Molecular function (GO): nucleic acid binding
Source: RefSeq, a predicted model, not a curated record